GGGAGCGGGCUCUGCCUUACGCGUGUGCGGGCAAGAGCGGCGCGGCGCGGGGCUGCUGCUUUCCCGCGGGGGCAGCUGAGGAUGAAGGCGCCGGGAGCCGCGCACCUGGCGGGGCUCGGGAUGCUCUGGAGGCGAUUUGUGCCCGAGGCUCCGGUUACCGAACCUCCAGGGCUAUGAGAGAGCGCGGCCCGCAGAGCCUCGGUGCACACGUCCUGUACGUGGGGCUGCUCCGACACCCGGGGAUGCUGCACAGGGCCAAGUACAGCCGCUUCAGGAACGACUCCGUAACGUCUCUGGACGAAGGGCCGCAAAACAUCAAAGGUUCCUCCUCCUCCUCCCACCCUUCAGCACCCAACCUGCUGGCAGAGGACGUCCCGCUGGGCCCGCAGGACACCUGCACCACGCUGUGCGCGCUGAUCCCGCGCAUGGCCAACAUUAAACUCGCCAACCCCUCCGCUCUGCCCGGCCUGAAGAGCUUCUGCCUGGGGAGCAAGGAGGUGCCGAGGACCAAACUGACCGAGUGCGUCACCGUCCCUGGCGGCCCCUCCUCACCAGAGCUCGGCUGCCUCUCCGCCUCGUACCCGCAGCCCGGCCCGGAGGGGCCACACCUGACCCCAAGGCCCGCGGGCGGCUGCACCGGGCGGGGAGCGGAGGAGGCGGCGGGCAGGCUGGGAGGCGGCCUGCUGCCCAGCGGGGAGCACGCGGAGGAGCCGGGCACGACCUACGGCGUGCGGUACAUGGGCUGUAUUGAAGUGCUGCAGUCAAUGAGGUCCCUGGACUUUGGCACGCGAACACAAGUGACCAGGGAAGCAAUAAGUCGACUGUGUGAAGCUGUGUCAGGUACAAAUGGAGCGAUAAAAAAGCGGAAGCCUCCAGUUAAGUUUCUGUCCUCCGUACUUGGCAAAAGUAACCUUCAGUUUUCUGGCGUGAACAUAAAGCUGACCAUUUCAACAAACAGCCUCACACUGAUUAACGUUGACACACAGCAGAUUAUUGCCAACCAUCACAUGCAGUCCAUCUCAUUUGCUUCUGGAGGUGACCCAGAUACAACAGACUAUGUUGCAUAUGUAGCGAAAGAUCCUGUCAAUCAGAGAGCGUGCCACAUACUGGAGUGUCCCAAUGGGAUGGCACAGGAGGUGAUAAACACCAUAGGGCAGGCUUUUGAGCUCCGGUUCAAACAGUACCUGAAGAACCCGUCCAGCCUGGUGACUUCUAAUGAAAGUGAGGCAGUGAAUGCUAAUGGAUCAGCUGGGAAUUUACAGGAGAGGGAGGAUCAUGAAUAUUACAAUGAAAUUCCAGGGAAAGAGCCUCCCACUGGUGGACUAUUAGACAUGCGAAUGAAAGUGCAAACAGACCAAAGGUCUUGCUGUUUUGUACAGUGCAAAAAGCAGCAUUGCUUGACAGACAGCCCAACAUUCAUCAAUAUCUAUGAAAAUUGCCCAGAAGAAAACAAAACCGUGGGUCCUUGUGGUGAAAGAUCACAGAAGACAAAGAAAGAUGCAACAUUAUUGAAGUCUGCCUACAGACCAGAUCUUUUUGACGAUCCCUGUUACAUCAACACGCAGGCUCUGCAAUCUGCACUCUGUACAGCCCGUGGUACAGCAGCAACACAGAUCCAUGGGAGCCCACUGGGUCACACAAAGUUACCAGAAACUGUUCAGCAGAGUGCCACAAGCAACACAGCUGGUCUCUGCGUUCUGCCACAAAUAAAACAACAGCUAAGGAAUGAAGAUUGUUACCAUGGCAAAUUAAACAGGAAAGCUGCAGAAAGCCUCUUAGUCAACGAUGGGGAUUUUUUGGUGCGAGAGAGCACGACAUCACCUGGUCAGUAUGUCCUCAGUGGACUUCAGGGAGGGCAAGCAAAACAUCUUCUCUUGGUGGAUCCUGAGGGCAAGGUGAGAACCAAAGACCAUAUAUUUGAUAGCGUGGGUCAUCUUAUUCAAUAUCACAUGGAAAAUAAUUUGCCAAUCAUCUCUUCUGGAAGUGAAGUGAGCUUGAAACAGCCUGUAAGGAAAGAGAGUAAUAUGGGACACUUGCAUUACCACAAAUAAUCACUUGGAUCUCACAAACCCCAAGACAAUUUGUACCUGAAAACUUCGUUGACUAUUAUAAAACUUUAUAUUACAAAGCCAAUUCAAAAAUAAUAGACUGCACUUUCUGCUGCUGUUCCAGAAGAUAUCCUUUUGUGUGUGUAUAUAUAUGAAUAUAUGUAUAUGUGUAUAUCUAUGUAGAUCUAUAGAGAUCAAUAAGCAUAGUUAUAUAGAUAUAUAUAAUCUUAACAAAAUGACACCUUCAGAGUGGGAGAUUAAUUUGUGAGAAGAUAUUUUCGACAUGCACAAAUGUCACUUUCAAGGUCAUACUGAAUCAGUAACUAUUUAAAAGCACAAUUAAACCUCUACAUGUAAAAGCUCACUUGAACGAACUACUGGAACAUUAGUAUGUGCCUUUUAGGAUAGAAUUAUUGGAAACCAAUAUUAUUUAUACUGAAUUAGUUUUGGAUGGUUAAACAAACAUGUCUAAGCUUUUCACUAUUUGCCAAAACAAAUGCAACUUGAAUAUUACUAAAAUGUCAUCUGCUUUUGACAGACACUAACAAUCUCAUUUUGCUUGUAAUGGCACUUUACUAGCAAGUAAUGUUUGAAAUGAAUGGCAUUCACAAUACAAAAAAGUUGUAUGGUUUCUUGAUUGUUUUUUAUCAGUCUGACAACUCAAAGAUUGAGAUUAUGCAAUAUUUACAAAGUUGAAAUUGAUAUGUGUAAUAUAAUUUUGGAAUAGAACUUAUUAAGGGGCAAGCAUGCUAGAUCCUAAUAUUUUUGUCUUGCGUACAAUUUUACUAUUAUUACCAAUUAAUACCGGAGUAAUCUCUUUUUAAAGGUAGGCUAAAUAUAUUUUCAUUGAUUACAUAGUUGUUUACAAACUAGAAAAGCUGAAGAAAACUAAUGAUACAUUUUGAGAGAAAACCAUUUAAAAGACUGUUUGAACUUUGCAUGUGCCCUUAUUCAGAAUUCUUUCCAAAACAAUAUAUGAUUUUGCCUUUAUUCAUGUAGAGUCCAAUUGUUCCGAAAGUCUUUUAAAGGAAACGUAUCUAUUGUUUGGUCACAAUAAAUAAUCUAAAUAUGAA
Molecule: messenger RNA, 3121 nt
Organism: Numida meleagris (helmeted guineafowl)
Lineage: Eukaryota; Metazoa; Chordata; Aves; Galliformes; Numididae
Gene: SHC4
Product: SHC adaptor protein 4
Exons: 13
Coding region: 174-2051 (625 amino acids)
Biological process (GO): cell surface receptor protein tyrosine kinase signaling pathway; intracellular signal transduction
Cellular component (GO): plasma membrane
Molecular function (GO): receptor tyrosine kinase binding
Source: RefSeq, a predicted model, not a curated record